GCGGAGCGUUCCUCCUGAACACCACAGCUCCAGGGGCAACGCCCAUUCCCACCAAUCCACCUCCUGCCAGCAUGGAUCAGCUACUCUCUUACCUCCCGCCACCCGUGCUCGACUUUAUCGAGACCCAUGGGUCCUGUGUCACCGCCGAACACGCGCAAUGGGCUGGCGUCGCGCUGGUCUCCCUAGCCGUCGCCUACGCUGGGUAUCUUUAUAUUCUGUGCCUGAAAGAGGCCGCCGUGUCCUUCAAUGUGCCAUUACCGGCAGAAGUGCGCAAUAGUGCGGGUGGGAAGAAGUGGGAGGAGGUUACUGGUCUCGAGAAGCGCGUGCUGGAGGAUCAGGUUCGAGGGGUCUGGAAUGAUAAAUUGAUUAUGAGCUAUUGCCCUGCUGAUGGGCGUGUCUUGGGCAAUGGUAUCAAGCCGGCCACGGUGCAGGAUGUCGAUGAUGCGGUGCAAGCUGCAAAGGCUGCGCAGCGUGAGUGGGCGACGACGAGCUUUGCUGAGCGCAGAAAGGUUCUUCGCACUCUGUUGAAAUACGUUCUCGACCACCAAGACGACAUCGUAACCGCCUGCUGCCUCGACUCCGGAAAGACCAAAGUGGACGCCUCGUUCGGCGAGAUCCUCGUCACUGCUGAAAAGCUGAAGUGGACUAUCGAUCAUGGCGAGAAGGCGCUGUUGCCGUCGCGCCGGCCGACCAAUUUCCUGAUGAUGUAUAAGAAGAACAUGGUCACCUACGAACCACUCGGCGUCGUAUCUGCAGCCGUCUCGUGGAACUACCCCUUCCACAACUUCAUCGGGCCCGUCAUUAGCGCAUUGUUCUCUGGCAAUGCCAUCGUCGUCAAGCCCUCCGAACAGACAGCCUGGUGCACCGCAUUCUUCCUGGAGAUCGUUCGUGGCGCGCUAUCCAGCUGCGGACAUUCACGCGAUCUCGUCCAAACCGCCGUCUGCCUCCCCGCCGUGGCAGACAAGCUAACCUCGCACCCGGAAAUUUCCCAUAUCACCUUCAUCGGCUCCCGGCCCGUCGCGCACAAAGUCUGCGCCUCAGCCGCCAAAUCCCUCACCCCAGUCUGCGUCGAACUCGGCGGCAAAGACCCAGCCGUAAUCCUCGACGACGCCCGCACAAUCCGCAACCUCUCCGCCAUCGCCUCAAUCCUCAUGCGCGGCGUCUUCCAAUCCGCUGGCCAGAACUGCAUCGGCGUCGAGCGCAUCAUCGCUCUCCCGGGUAUCUACUCCAAACUCAUCGAGCUCGUCACCCCACGCAUUCGCGCCCUCCGCCUCGGCUCAAUCCUCCUCGACAUCCCUUCCGAAUCAACCUCAACCCCAGACAUGGGCGCCAUGAUCUCCCCAGCCUCCUUCGACAAACUCGAAGGCCUCAUCGCCGAAGCAGUCGGCCAGGGUGCACGCCUCCUAGCCGGCGGCAAGCGCUACACGCACCCUACCCACGUUCACGGCCACUACUUCAUGCCCACGCUCCUCGUCGACGUAACACGGGACAUGCGCAUCGCGCAAGAAGAACUCUUCGCGCCAGUUUUCCUGGUUAUGCGCGCCGAAUCCCCCACCGACGCAGUCGCAAUCGCAAACUCUACGCUCUACGCCCUCGGCGCUAGUGUCUUCGGCCACAACGCCAGCGACGUCCAGACCUGUGUCCGCGGUAUCCACGCCGGUAUGGUCUCCGUUAAUGACUUUGGCGCGUACUACGCCGUGCAGUUACCCUUUGGCGGUGUCAAGGGGUCUGGGUAUGGCCGGUUUGCGGGAGACGAGGGUCUGCGUGGGUUGUGUAAUCUCAAGGCCGUUUGUGUGGACAAGUUUCCCAAGAUUAUGGGGACUGCGAUCCCGCCGAGGGUGGAUUAUCCGAUUCAGAAGCGUGAGGGGGUUGCUGGUGCGACAGAUGGGCGUUCUGCGUGGGAGAUGUGCAAGGGUGUUGUAGAGACGGGCUAUCAUAUCACGCUUGGUGGGCGAGUGGCCGGUAUUUUGCGGUUGUUGGGGAAUAUGUGAGGAUGGAUGGUCGAGUAGGGUGUGAUGGAUUCGGUGAGAUUAGUAGACAGUAUUUCUUAGGCUUGUGUCGGUCUGGUCAAGGGCUGGGUCUACGAGGUUGUACGAUAUAUACAUUAACAAUUAUACAUCAACAAAAUAGUUUCAUUUCUCAUUCACAAACUCGACAAGAUAGCUCAUCGAUAUGGUACAUAAAUCUUACACAAGAUAGGACAGCCGUAGAGUCCUAUCAUGAAGGCAUUGAUAUGGUCAUUUGACCAAGGGUAUCACAACAAGGAUCGCUCAAAUAAAAAACAGUACCCUCAACGCGCCGAACAAGAUCCCGUUGCAAUGACAAUGGAAAUCUUGGGCAUGCAUAACACGUCACAUCACUUCUUCGACUAACCACUCUUCUUCACCCACCAAUCCUCAACCCGAAACUGCGACUCGGGCAUCCAAUUCGUCGGUGGGCCACGCCACGGCGCAAGGACUUCCUCAAUAAACCGAGUAGCCUCCAAAUCCAAAGGAUCCAACUGGCCGCAAGUAAACAAUUGACCCUGUGGGAAACCCUGAGUGUACUCCAACUGGUCCGGCAGCCGCAGCACGAAAUUGGACAACCAGGUCGCCAACUUUGCAUUGAGUUGAUUGUAUUGGCUUGGCUUGGCCUGUGAAAGACGCACGUUUUCGAGCGUCCACUGUAGGAUUUCGGGGGCGUUGGGGGGAAUCGAUUCUGCGCUGGCGCGGAGCAGAGCUUCGAAGAAGGCUGCAUUCAGAUGGGGGUUUUCGCGGCCCACCUUGGUAACGGUUAAGAAGUGGUCGGAGGGGAUUGUGUAGCAGACCGGUUGGCCUUGUCGGGACGUGUGGAAGCGGAAGAUGUAUUCGUCGAGUUUGAGGAGGGAGAUGAGCGCGUUGUAGUUUUUUGUGCGGAUGGCUUUGUCGACGCCUUCGUGCAGGGCGGUACGGUUGACGGUCGAGGUAGUCGAGGGGAGGACCGGGGUGUCAUUCAAGGCGAAGUUGUUUGAGCACAUGCGCAGCAUCUCCAGGUACAUCACGUCGUCCGGGGUGAAGCCCGUGUUACGGCCGCGGAGGAGAUGGUCGGGGAAUUUCAAGAUUGACAGGGCCGGCCAGAUGACGAUAGUAUUCAUCGUCACGGCACGUAUCUCCACCCUCUGCAUGGGUUUCACGUAGAGCUCGUACCUGUGUGGACUGGGGAUGCGCGAACGGGCUAGCAUCUCGGGAUCCUGGGAAUAGUGCGGCGCGAGGAUCCUGAGAGGCGGCCCGUAGCCGUAGAAGUCACGAAUCAAAUCGUCCUGGCGAUUCAUAAACUUGUCCAACGCGGCACGCUGAUAAUUGUUCAUCACGAUACCCAGAUUGACCCACUGCCGAUGGAUAGUGAGGAGCAUGAUUGUCGGGAUCUGCUCGCGCACACGCUCCAUGGUACACCACCGAGCGCGAAAGACCGCUUCCUGCAGCUGGCCCCGUUGUUCGCGCGUGAGGGGGACAUAAUCCAACGGUCUGAGGAUGCGAUUGAUAGGAUCACUUAGGCUCAGACGGGGGUUCGGCGGGGGAUCAUUCCAGAAGGCGAGGAUGAUCAGGAUUUUGAAUAUUUUCUCCCUCGAGACUGCGGCAGCGAUGACGGGCGAUGCGCGUGGUAGGUUAAGAUUCAACGAGUAGAGGAAAAUCUUCUCCAGGAUCUCCACCGGCAGAGUCUCGAGCAUAGACAGCGAGCGCGGGGCCGGAGUCGAUGCCAGGCUCGGGUUCGCCGGGGACGGAAUAGCACUUGUCGAUCGGGACGAAGUCUGGGACGAGGCCGUUCCGGUCACCAUCUUGAAAGGGCGACCAGGGGGCCGCUUGGGCUUGGAUGGCGAGCGUGUAGAUUUCGCAAUCCUGGGGUUGGAGCUGGAUCUGGAGAUGCGGACGCCUGGUAGAACGCGACCUUUCUUUGCCUCUUUUUUUGCCCGUGUCACGAGGGCAUCACCGCCCUGGCGGGGAGCCAUGGCAUAUCACAGUAAUGCUCAGGCCCGAGUGUAUUUCCCUCUUCCUCCAUUACACCCGUGUCUGCAACGAGUAUUCCAUUGUCGAUGUCUCCCGUUGAAAUCUCCGAAGGUUUAAACACCGAAAAGGCUCAAAUUGUUUCCGGACACCAUUGCGUCUGCUGAUUGGUGGGAGAGUGGCCCGUUUCCCACGAGUGUCCAGGCCAGGGCUGCGUCCGGUCACGUGGUUUUUAGAGGUUGCUACCCCACUUUCCGAUGUCCGGAUUAGGAUGGGAGAGCUCAUCACCUGAUAUCAAGUGACGUCAGUGACAUUUGCGAACAGCUGCAAGCCCCGUCAGGUUCCUUCUUCCUCUG
Molecule: messenger RNA, 4315 nt
Organism: Penicillium brasilianum
Lineage: Eukaryota; Fungi; Ascomycota; Eurotiomycetes; Eurotiales; Aspergillaceae
Source: the annotation of a GenBank genome assembly